UCAAGUGCGAAUUCAAUCCGAUUAAUAAUACUUUUGAAAAUUAGAAAGUGACAUAUGGAAGUUUUCAAAAGAAAUAUUUUUAGAAAUAAUAAAAAGAUAAGAAACCAGAAAAGACUAAAAAAAAAAAAAAGAAAGAAAUAACAAAGCGAGGGCUCCGUGAUUCCAAAGGAUUCGCUCUCCCACGCGCCUAACAAUCCGUCACAUCUCACGCGUCUCUCUCUACGUUUUAUCUUCCUCCCUCUCGUCUCCUACUAUAAAACCUCGUGUUCCCUUCUUUCCCAUUCUGCACCUCUAUCUCCCACUAAUUUCGAUACUGCCACUGAAGAAAAAAAAAAAGCUCCACCGAACAAAUAAAAUAAAUCGAUAUUCUAUGGCGGGGGAGACGCUAACUCGGACUAACUCAGCUGAGCCAACCGAUAAAAAGCGAGUCAGGGACGAGUCUGACGGCGCGAUUCUCGACUCGCCGGAGGUGAAGAGGCUGAGAGAUGAUUUAUUCGACGUUUUCGAUGACUCGGAUCCCGAACCGGUGAGUCAAGAUCUCGACUCGGUCAUGAAGAGUUUCGAGGACGAGUUAUCUUCGGCGCAGCCCCCCGGCGAGACUCAGCCGGAUCUCGGUUACCUUCUAGAGGCUUCCGACGAUGAGCUCGGCUUGCCUCCACCGGUUUCCGUCGUGAAGGAGGUGGAGACCACGGAGACGGUGGCGGAUUUGCUACGAGCGUCGUCGGAUUCGUCGGGAAUCGACGAGUUAUGGGGGUUCGAGGAUCACGCGCCGGAUUACGGCUCUUUAGAUUUCGGUUCCGGCGUCGGAGAUGGUGGAGAUUACGUCACCGUUGAGGGGCUAUUUGAUUUUUCCGGCGAAUGUUUUGAUUCCGGCGAUCUGUUCUCGUGGCGGCCGGAGUCUUUACCGGCGGAAUAAAACGAACUUUUUUCUUAGGUAGGAAAUUAAAAACGGUGCCGUUUUGUAAAGCGUUUGGGCUUCCCUGCCGUUUUUUUACCCCUACCAUGCUAUGGUAGAUGGUGGUUAAAUGGUUAAUUUCCUAUGGGUUAUUGAUUAUGAAGAUUAGGAAAGUUAAAUAUUAUGUUAGUGGGUGUAAUUUUGUAGAUUAGUAUGUGCGAAUUCGUUUGUUCUUCCCAGAUCUUUAAUUAUCUUCUCUCUUUGAAUA
Messenger RNA from Brassica napus (rape), 1163 nucleotides. RefSeq lists its product as uncharacterized. Lineage: Eukaryota; Viridiplantae; Streptophyta; Magnoliopsida; Brassicales; Brassicaceae. The coding region runs from base 371 to 916 and encodes 181 amino acids. The transcript has a single exon. The record is from RefSeq and is a predicted model, not a curated record.